Molecule: messenger RNA, 2784 nt
Organism: Perognathus longimembris pacificus (Pacific pocket mouse)
Lineage: Eukaryota; Metazoa; Chordata; Mammalia; Rodentia; Heteromyidae
Gene: Gga2
Product: golgi associated, gamma adaptin ear containing, ARF binding protein 2
Exons: 17
Coding region: 65-1897 (610 amino acids)
Biological process (GO): intracellular protein transport; vesicle-mediated transport
Cellular component (GO): trans-Golgi network
Molecular function (GO): small GTPase binding; phosphatidylinositol binding; ubiquitin binding
Source: RefSeq, a predicted model, not a curated record
AGGCGGUCACAGCUGCAGCAGCUACGGGGCCGUGACCGCGGCGGGACCGUAACGGGACUGGGUGAUGGCGGCGACAGCUGUGGCGGCGGGGAAUGGGCCGGCGGCGGGGGCCGAGUCCACGGAGGGCCCCCCGGGACCAGCGGCGGCGCUGGAGCUGUGGCUCAACAAAGCCACAGACCCAAGCACACCGGAACAGGACUGGUCAGCUAUCCAGAAUUUCUGUGAACAAGUGAACACCGACCCCAAUGGGCCAACCCAUGCACCCUGGCUGCUGGCCCACAAGAUCCAGUCUCCACAAGAGAAGGAAGCUCUUUAUGCCUUGACGGUGCUGGAGACAUGCAUGAACCACUGUGGGGAGAAGUUCCACAAUGAGGUGGCCAAGUUCCGCUUCCUGAAUGAGCUGAUCAAAGUGUUGUCCCCAAAGUAUCUGGGAGCCUGGGCCACCGAGAAAGUGAAAGGUCGUGUCAUUGAGAUCCUCUUCAGUUGGACUGUCUGGUUUCCUGAGGACAUCAAGAUCCGAGAUGCCUAUCAGAUGCUGAAGAAGCAAGGAAUCAUAAAGCAAGACCCUAAACUACCUAUGGAUACCAUCUUGCCUCCACCUUCCCCCUGGCCCAAGAGCUCCAUCUUUGAUGCUGAUGAGGAAAAGUCCAAGCUGUUGACAAGACUUCUCAAGAGCAGCCACCCAGAGGAUCUCCAGGCUGCAAAUCGGCUCAUCAAGCACCUGGUCAAGGAGGAGCAAGAAAAAUCAGAGAAGGUGUCCAAGAGGGUGAGUGCGGUGGAGGAGGUGCGAAGUCACGUGAAGGUGCUACGGGAGAUGCUGAGCACAUACCGCAGGCCAGGCCAGCCCCCACCCGACCAGGAGGCACUGCAGGUGGUGUACGAAAGGUGUGAGAAGCUGCGGCCCACCCUAUUCCGGCUGGCGAGCGACACCACGGAUGAUGAUGAUGCGCUUGCGGAGAUUCUUCAGGCCAACGACCUCCUCACCCAGGGAGUUCUGCUGUACAAACAGGUGAUGGAGGGCCGAGUCACCUUUGGGAACACAGUGACUAGCUCAGUGGGAGACAUUCCUGUCUCCAGAGUCUUUCAGAAUCCCACAGGCUGCAGCAAGAACUGCCCCCUGAUCGACCUGGAGAUGAACAGUGCGUCUGGGCAGGCUGGACCGGUGGUGCCAUCUUUGCUUCAUCAGGACCUGGCAGCCUUAGGGAUCAGUGAUGCUCCUGUUCCAAGCAAGGUUGCCGAUCAGAGUUGCUGCAAGGAAAGGAAUCUCCAAGAAGGCAGCAUGCAGAGCCCUUGUGGAGGCAGGAACUUGCUGGAUCUCCUCUCACCACAGCUCUCUCCAGGGUCCCUGAAUUACGUGCCACAGAAGAGUAUUCCAAAGGAAGUGCCUCCAGGUACCAAGUCCUCUCCAGGCUGGUCAUGGGAGGCUGGCUCUCUGUCCUCUUCCCCAGCUUUACAGAACACUCCUCUGGCUCAGGUGUUUGUCCCUUUGGAGUCUGUGAAGCCCAGCAGCCUGCCCCCACUUAUUGUGUAUGACCGCAACGGCUUCCGAAUCCUGCUGCACUUCUCCCAGACCGCGGCCCCCGGCCAUCCAGAGGUGCAGGUUUUACUGUUGACCAUGAUGAGCACUGCCACACAGCCUGUCUGGGACAUCAUGUUUCAGGUGGCUGUGCCCAAGUCCAUGCGGGUAAAGCUGCAGCCCGCCUCCAGCUCCAAGCUGCCUGCAUUCAGUCCUUUGAUGCCUCCAGCUGUGAUCUCCCAGAUGCUGCUGCUCGACAAUCCACACAAAGAACCCAUCCGGUUACGGUAUAAGCUCACCUUCAACCAGGGUGGACAGCCCUUCAGUGAAGUGGGAGAAGUGAAAGACUUUCCAGACCUGGCCAUCUUGGGGGUGGCCUAACUUCUAGACGGGCCUUUGACUUAAACUCGGGCCACCGUUUCUUUCACUGUCCGGUCUCAUCCCAGGGCUUUAGUGCAGAGUGCCAAGUGUUCUCUCCUGAUGUCAGGCUCUGCAUGCCAACCUCUGGCCUGUUCUGCAGACUCUGUAUGUGUGUGUGUGUGUGAGAGAGAGAAAGAGAGAGAGAGAGAGAGAAGCAUUUCACAUGACCAUCUGGGCUGACUGCUGUCUUGUCUCCGCAUGUUGGUGGGCACUGCUGUCUCUGCGAAAAUCUUUCUUCCUGGAUGGUUACCUUCUCAUCCACCACUCUGUGCCUUGUCAGCCUUUGAAAGUCUUGGCUGCUCCCAGGCUGCUGUUCUCAGGGACCUUCCGAGGGACCUGGUUGGUCUUGGGGUAGAGGGGCCUAUGGGCACUCUCUUCCAAGGAAGACCUUGUCUCCAUCAUUCGAGAAUGCCGCUUGUGUGUGUUUAGAACAAUUUAGGUGGAACACUUGGCCUGUGGCGCUGUCUGCAGGCGGGGGGCUGCUUGCCAGACCAGAAAACCACACUUGGUUGGUCAGUCCUGUCCUUCACCACUGUGCCUUAGAAUUGCCCUUAGUUGGAGCCUCUGGACAGAGGGCUAAGCUGACCCUAGGCCUUGCUCAGGCCUCCGGGCCCUGACUCAGGACCCCCGUGUCUAUCCUCACCCUCCUCUUUCACAAGCUCCCUUCAAGCUCUUUAAUGUGAAUCCCAUUUAGUCACUGGAGACCCCCGCUGGCCAGUCAGCCCUGGCUUGUUGACCUCCCAAUCCCAGAUGAGCUGAAGUGUGCAAGUGGCCAGAAGAGCUUUGCUAUAAUGUAGGUGGUCACUAAACCCAGAGUGUCACUGAAUAAAUACCACAUAGCAAAUCAG